Molecule: messenger RNA, 955 nt
Organism: Folsomia candida
Lineage: Eukaryota; Metazoa; Arthropoda; Collembola; Entomobryomorpha; Isotomidae
Exons: 4
Coding region: 201-896 (231 amino acids)
Source: RefSeq, a predicted model, not a curated record
AAUUAUGUUAUGGCUUCUUGAUCCUAGUUGAAUGGGAACGAAGACGAUUCGUUUUAAUUCGUGCCACAAAAUAAAUAAAAAGUACUCGAGGUUGCAGAAUAUUUCGUUUUUUGAGGAAACUCUUCUCUCAUGGAAAAGUGGUGAAUUUUUUAGAAUAAUUUGCAUGAAAAAGGAACAAGUAAUUUUCAAAAUCGAAAAAAAUGAAGCGACUGGAACGGUGUAAAGGAGAGGCGAGUUAUCACAAAAUUGAGUCGGACACGGAUGGUGAAAGCAGUCCAAAUUCUUCCGGCGUGGUGACGACGUCAACACCGAAAAAGCGGAGCGAUUCCGAGCAAUCGAGAAAUACGGAGGAUAAAGUGUGUCAAAUCUGGGAGGAUUUUGACCACUGGAUUUCGAACGAGUUUUCUCCUCCCGCUGGAAACAGUGGGGAUCAAGAUAACCACGCCGACGACGAGCAGAUAAGCCGUGAUGACAUUAUCAGUCAUGCGGGAUCAUCUUCUGCGCAAGUGGAGUCUGUUUUUGGGGGAAAUGAGAGGACCGGGAUUCAUGGAGCGGGCAUUCUUUGCCGAAACCCGGGUUGUGUUCGUCACUCAUCUUCAUGCACGCUGUUAUCACAAAAUAAUCGGAAUAAUGAUGAUGAUGCCAUCCAAAGACAGAGAGGAUGCUACAGCUUGGACAUUUGUGACCCGCGUCCUCUCCGAUCAUCGAAUAUGGACCCUGGCCCCACCAUGUUCUCCGUUUCGCCAUAUUUGGUCUCCAUUUUUGUCCUUCUAGCGACAUGUGUUUUCGUUUUUGCAAUAUUAAUUUUGUGGUCGACUCGCUUCUAUGAAAAUGGUUCUACCACAAUUCAAAAUUGGUGGAGUCCACGACCCCACGGAAGAAAUAGUGGGGGUUAAUUUAUUAAGAGGAAAUUUAGUAAAUAUGAAAUAAAUACAGGAAUAAAUUAAAAUGUGAA